AUGCCAUUGAGCGAAAUGCAGUCAGCGCACAUGGGUGUGCUUUCCCACGGUUACCACGGCGGAGGUGGGGUAUCGUGCUUCGAAGUUGUUAGUCGGCUCUGGGACCAUCGACCAGGCCGUGAACAACCACAGAAAGAUAGGAGGGCCAAACGUGUGGAGCACAAACGACUGAAGAGGGAAGCACGUCGACAGCAAGAAGAGGAAACAGAGCAACGCCAUAAAGAGGCAGGAAAAGAAAGCCUUGUCCGAGGGAAGGAACGUCAUGCUCGUCUGCACGCACGCCAGGCUUUGCAGCAAGCAGAACAGCAACAUACUUUCACUGAUGACAGCGCGCGGCUUACCUUCCUGGAACAUGCAUAUGCUGCAGCGAUGGAAUCCUUCACCUCUCACGACGAUAUCGAAACCCCACAUAAUCGCAGCAACGCUUCGUUCAAGCAGCUCACGCCCGCUGCAUCGGAUCCGAACGAGGAUCUGCCACUAUAUCGUGAGGUCUUCCAUCCGCCACCAUACUGGCAUCACUGUCAGCCAGCUCUUGCAUUGCAUCGACCAACUGUGUGCGAGCAAGGCGAUCUGAUCUGGCUGUAUGAUGGCGGUACGUGGCAGGUUGCGAGGGUGCUCUGA
Messenger RNA from Bacidia gigantensis, 621 nucleotides. RefSeq lists its product as uncharacterized. The record is from RefSeq and is a predicted model, not a curated record. NCBI's taxonomy places the organism in Eukaryota, Fungi, Ascomycota, Lecanoromycetes, Lecanorales, Ramalinaceae. Bases 1 to 621 code for a protein of 206 amino acids. The transcript has a single exon.